CGAGGUCUUUCUGAGCCGAAACUCAAGAGAGAAAAAUAAAAAAGAGGAGGAAACAAAAAAUGCGAAGGCCUUCUUCCACAAUCUGUCUAUUCAAGAACUCCACGGUUUUUCUUCCAUCAUCAAAACCAAAACCCUCCCUCAAACCAAUCCCAAUCCAGGAAAAUCUCACAAUCUAUUCUCCAAUCAUUCCAAAAGCCACAUCCCAUUCCUCUAUCUCCCAGAAAGCCAACAACUACCGCCACCCGAAUCCAAAAGACCCUAUGUCAGUCUCAACAACCAAGCUCACCCAAGAACAAAAUCCAAUAUCUCCAAAAACCAUAUCCAAUUUAUCCUCCCCCCAAAUGGUUUCUCCCCAAAUCACCCCAAAAUCCAACUCCGACCACCCAAAUCGAGAAAACCCAGCUCUGGUUUCACCAAACAAACACUCUCAACAGCACAAUCGAAUCCCUCCAAAACCCACAUCCCAUUUCACUUCCCUCCAAAUGGGUUCUUCCCAGAUCACCCAAAAAUCCUACUCUCACCACCAAAAUCCAAAAAACCCAAUUCCAAUUUCACCAAACAAACACACCCAAGAACAAAAUCCAAAUGCUCCAAAACCCACACCUCAUUUUACUUUCCUUCAAAUCGGCCCUUCCCAGAUCACCUCAAUAUCCAACUCCGACCAUCAAAUCCCAAAAAACUCAAUUCCAAGUUCACCAAACAAACACACCCAAGAAGAAGAAGAAGAAAAUUCUACUGCCACAAGGUUUCCGGUACACACUUCUCAAUUCCUCUAUCAAAAUGACAACAGUCCAAAUCUCCAUAAGUCUCAUCACCAGAACCAUGAAGACCCUGAAUACGCUGCUGAUGUCGAAAAAAUCUACCGAAUUCUACGUAAAUUCCACUCCAGAGCUCCCAAACUCGAGCUUGCCUUACAAGAAUCCAAGAUACCUGUUUCACCCACUCUAGUCUCCCGCGUUCUAAACCGCUGUGGUGAUGCCGGGAAUCUAGGAUACAGGUUCUUCUCAUGGGCGUCAAAACAACCCGGAUACAGAAACAGCUAUGACGUCUACAAAUCCAUGAUCAAAAUCUUGGGCAAGAUGCGGCAAUUUGGGGCAGUCUGGGCAUUGAUCAACGAGAUGCAGAACGAGAAUCCAGAACUGAUCACAGCUGACAUUUUCAUUAUCCUGAUGCGGAGAUUUGCUUCAUCAAGAAUGGUUGAGAAGGCAAUUGGCGUUUUGGAUGAAAUGCCGAGGUUCGGGUGUGAACCCGAUGAGCAUGUGUUCGGGUGUUUGUUGGAUGCUCUCUGUAAGAAUGGGAAAGUAAAAGAAGCUGCAUUGCUGUUUGAAGAUAUGAGGAUUCGAUUCCCACCGAAUUUGAAGCAUUUCACGUCACUUUUAUACGGUUGGUGCAAGGAAGGGAAGCUCAUCGAGGCAAAAUUUGUUCUGGUUCAGAUGAGAGAGGCAGGUUUUGAUCCAGAUGUUGUUGUCUACAACAACCUUUUGGGUGGAUAUGCGGCUGCUGGAAAAAUGCGGGACGCAUUUGAUCUCUUGGAUGAGAUGAAGAGGAAAGGGUGUGGCCCAAAUGCUACAUCUUACACUAUCUUGAUCCAGGCCCUCUGUGCGAAUGAGAAAACAGAAGAAGCAAUGAGGGUUUUCAUAGAUAUGUGUAGAAAUGGAUGCCGUGCAGAUGUUGUGACUUAUACUACUCUGAUCAGCGGGUUUUGCAAAUGGGGCAAGAUUGAUAGAGCUUAUGAUCUCUUGGACAGCAUGAUUCGAAAUGGCUGCAACCCGAAUCAGACUACAUAUUUCUGUAUCUUGGCAGCCCAUGAGAACAAGGAAGAAUUGGAGGAAUGUUUGGAGCUUGUCAGCGAAAUGUCAAAAGCAGGCUGUGUUCCUGAUCUCAAUAUCUAUAACAUCGUGAUCCGAUUGGCUUGUAAGUUGGGUGAGUUGAAGGAGGCUGUAAGUGCCUGGAAUGAUGUGGAAACGAAUGGAUUGAGCCCGGGGGUGGACACUUUCACGAUCAUGAUACAUGGGUUUCUCGGGCAGGGGUCCCUUAUUGAUGCCUGUAAAUACUUCAAAGAGAUGGUAGAGAGAGGCCUUCUAUCCACGCCACAGUAUGGGACUUUGAAGGAGCUCUUGAAUUCGCUGUUGAGAGCCGAAAAGCUCGAAUUGGCAAAAGAUGUGUGGGCUAGCAUUGUGAACAAGGGAUGUCAACUAAAUGUCUGUGCAUGGACUAUAUGGAUACAUGCUUUGUUCACAAGCGGGCACGUCAAGGAAGCGUGCUCAUACUGUUUGGAUAUGCUCGAGAACGGUUUAAUGCCACAGCCUGAUACUUUCGCCAAGCUCAUGCGGGGUUUAAAGAAGCUCUAUAAUAGGCAGAUAGCGGCGGAGAUUACAGAGAAGGUUAGGCAGAUGGCUGCGGAUAGGGGGGUCACAUUCAAAAGUUAUAAACGGCGAGGAGUGAGGGAUGAGAAGGAGAAGCUAAAGGCGAAGAAGGAUGGAAGGAAGAGAAGAGGUCGCAAGCGCCAAUGGGGCCGAGCCAGUCGAGCAGACAUUUCCUAAUUUGGAUGAAGAAAAAGAAAAGGAUUCUGCUGAUGACCCACAUGAAGUUAAGGACAUGGAUGGGUGAUGACGUUGUUCAAUGAGACCUUGUAUGUGGGAGAUUAAUGAGUAUCCAAUCUCCACCCAAAGAUGAUGAAAAGUGAAAUCAGAUAACAUGGAAAUAAUCAGUAACUGAAAUGAAAUCCAAGAGUGGCACCACCCUGAAUUGAGUGAAAUCAUCCCGUCGUCCUCCAUGCCUCCUGCUGCCAGUAAGUGUAAUGGCACUUCUCAAGACCCUUCGACAGUCAAGCUAUUGUAUUUAAGAUUAUAGUGCUCAUCUGCAGACACCAUUCCGCUGUACUUGACACCCUGAAGUCACGUCCCAAGCACUCCUAAUUCCAUUCAAUUAGGAGUGGGACCAUCUCUUAAAUUUCACUUAAAUCAUUUGCUUAUGUUGCCAUUCUUCUGAUUUAUAGUCAAGUUCAAUCCAUUUUCUUCAGAAUGCUGUGACAUUAGUGGAUGGCGCGAGUUCCAAUGGGUGGAGGAUUUCUUUCAUUAUUGACAAGAUUCUCUCUCUCAUCCAUCUUGGCCACCCCCUUGAAGGGAAUCCAAGAUCUGGAUCUUUUUGGGAUUCCAUUAUCGAGAGGAGUGGCGUGAAGCUUGCUGGAUGGAAAGGGAAAUACCCCUUCUUUGGGGGUUAGGUUAACUAUAAUUAAGGUGGCUUUGGCCAAUAUCCAGGUCUACUCCUGUCUCUAUUCAAAAUUCCUGUGUGGUGGUGGCGGCGGCUUUGGGAAUUUAUAGUAGCCAAAGGGAUUUCUUAUGGGAUGGGUGCCAAGAGGGUCACAAAACCACCUAGUUAGUUGGAAGGAGGUGCAAAAACCAUUCAAGCAUACGGAGUCUCAGUAUAGGUGACAUUAAGGGAAAAAAUUGGGCUUUGCCUGGCAAAUGGUGGUGGAGAUUCAUGGAUGAACCGAAUUGCAAGUAUGGGGAGUCGCAUGGGAGUUGUUUUCCGUGGAUGGGGGUAAGUCGGAAUGGGUUGGUGAUAUGGAAAGAACCGAGUAAAAUUGGUCAGCAGAGUAGAGAUGUGGAUAUGUAUACUGCAGCGAAAAUGGGCAGUUUGGCAUUAGCUUUUCAAUGGGCAAAGGCGAUAAAAUCUCGUUUUGGAUGGAUAUUGGGCUGGAAGAUACUCCUUUAUUGGUGUCAUAUUGGGAGCUCAUCAGUGACUGCUAGAAUUCUUGGGUAAUUCCGAGUAUGGAACAUUAGAGACUAAGAAGAAAUGUGGUGAAUGAGGUGGCGGCCAGGUGGACUAAGAAUUCUUGGGUAACUCCAUGUAUGGAACAUUAGACUGAGAAGAAAUGUGGUCGAUGAGGAGGUUGUCACAUCUGAGUUUCUCUUGAGCAGGCUUUCAGUCAUCAUGGAUGAUAGGAAGAUCUGGAAAUGGGCUCCAGACAGACGGGCAGUUUUGUAGCAAAAUCGUAGCUAGCAAUGUUUUUGGCCCCCAUUCAGCUCCUCGGAGAAUCAAAGCUUUUGUUUAAUGGCACUGGCUAACGAAAAAAAAAAUUAUACAGUCAAUAGCUUUCAAAAGUGCAACAUGGCAGUUCCCAAUCACUACAUUAUGUACAAGUCAGGGCUGGAAAUGGUGGAUCACAUAUUUAUUCAUGUAUCUCAUCUAGGAUGAUCAGUUGAGCCCUUGCAGAUCGGCAGUUCAAGGGAUGAAUGGUUGAGGACUCUCUUCUUCUUUGUCUUCAUCUUCUUCUUCCUCCCUCCUCUUCCUCUUCUUCUUCGUCCUAUUUUUCUUUUCUUUUUUAGUAAGAAACUGAAAUUUUAUGAAGAGCCCAUUUCGAUUAGUUGAAAUAUGAAACGAAGAAACGUCAUUUCCAUAAAAA
This is a messenger RNA of Magnolia sinica, 4408 nucleotides long. RefSeq names its product pentatricopeptide repeat-containing protein At3g49730-like. The record is from RefSeq and is a predicted model, not a curated record. The coding region runs from base 60 to 2543 and encodes 827 amino acids. Gene Ontology annotation, molecular function: protein binding. The transcript has a single exon. NCBI's taxonomy places the organism in Eukaryota, Viridiplantae, Streptophyta, Magnoliopsida, Magnoliales, Magnoliaceae.